Oldenlandia corymbosa var. corymbosa is the source of this 5187-nucleotide messenger RNA. The record is from the annotation of a GenBank genome assembly. Lineage: Eukaryota; Viridiplantae; Streptophyta; Magnoliopsida; Gentianales; Rubiaceae.
UAUAAGAAAUGUCCCUCAGCUGAGCCUCAGAGCCAGACACUUUUAUUUCCACGUAUUAAAGACAGAGAUUACAUCAAGAAAAGAAUGAUAUGUAACAAAAAUGCCACUAAAUCUAAAAACUCAAAAGGUUUGCUCACCUAAAUCAGAAGUAGUUGCAUUGCUCAAGGUAAAGCACCAAUCAUGAACUUGCAGUUCAACAAACCUACCAUCCGAGUUUGCUAAAGGUUAACUCUUUUUUUCCCUUCAUUUGUUGUCAUCCCUUUAAGGGAAUUGUCAGCAUAAUGCGAAUUUCUGAUAUACAAUGUUCACAUCUUAUGUGCGAAGCUUAGCGGAACUUAACUUUGGCCAACAAAACUGAAGACCUCCGGAUAGUAGAAGUGAAGGCUAAUCAAACUAGGCCUUGCUUGGUAUAACUACAAUUAAGAAGAAAACUGAAUGUGUCAGCAUCGCAUGACGAUUUCUUCUUGAUAAUCAUGUCAGGAAAAUCAUUGUACUGAUUAGACUAAGGGGCAGAGAAGAAAGAGAUGCUAUUUUCAGUGACAGCCUAAGUAGUAAAUCACAAAACAAUGGCCGACCAAAAUGGAUGGUAGUGUGCUAGAUGAAAGCGUUACCUGCAUUGCUGUUUGACAUCUCUUUGAACACGUUAGCUUUGCCGAUGAACAGAAAAAUGCAUCUCCAGAAAGUCUGGAGCUGUGUAUCCGUAGUUCUGCGUACAUUGCCUGUCUUGACCAAUUCUUGAAGCAGAACUUGUAGCCAAAGAUCAACCUACCUCUUAGGCCAGGUUUUCCUAUUAUGUUACAAUGAACUCCAACCUGCUCUCUUUUUCACUUCUCUAUCCUUCAUAAUAUUUCUCACCCUUUCUACCUCCUCCCACAACCCGACAGAACUAUACAUAUCCGAGAGUACUACAUAGUACCCAUCAUUUUCUGGGUCAGAUUCAAUAGCAAGCUUUGCGAUUCUUCCACCUGUUUCAGCAUCAUUGUGAACUUUGCACGAACUUAACAAAGAACCCCACAACCCUGCAUCAGGAGGUAUUGGCAUUGAUAAAAUGACUUGUUCGGCUUCAACUAGAUUACCUGUACGACCAAGAAGAUCGACCAAGCAAGCAUAAUGCUUUAAUGUGGGUGUCAGACCAUAAUAGUCCAUUCUAUUAAAAAGGCUUUUGCCUUCUUCAACCAUUCCUCCAUGAGUACAAGCAGAAAGUAUAGCAAGAAAAGUCAGUUCAUUUGGCCAAACCUUUGACUGUUCCAUCAGUUGAUGAAAUACCUCCAUUGCAGAUUCCACAUCUCCAUGCAUUCCAUAUCCUGCAAUCAUCACAUUAUAAGCAACAGUGUCUCUUUCAAUCAUUGAGUUAAAUACUUCUCUGGACUUCUGAAGGUGCCCACACUUUGCGUAUAGAUCAACAAGAGCAGUAUCAAGUGAUAAAUUAGGUCCAAGUCCUACUCUUUUAAUAUAUUUGUGUAUCUCCUCUGCUUUCUCCACAGAUGCAACUUGGGCACAAGCAGAGAGUAAAAUCACCAGUGUAGCUGUGUUAGGUUUGAUGUCUUCAGAAAUCAUUUUAUCGAAGAGUGUUAGAGCCUCAAAAGCUUGCCCGUUGUGAGCAUAUGAAGAGAUCAACACAUUCCAUGUAACAGUAUCCUUCUCUGUCCUACAAAACAAUCUUCUUGCGGUGUUUGAAUCCCCACUUUUCCCAUACAUGUCUAUGAGCGAAUUGGCGACAGAUACACUCUCAGAAGCCGAGCUUUUUAUAGCAUGGCAGUGCAGUGACCUGCCUAACCUGAUGGCUCCCAACCGAGAACAGCAUGAAAUUACAGACACCAUGGAGUUCAAAUCAUACUUGAUUCCCAGAUGCUGCAUAUUUCUGAAAAAUUCAAUGCAUUUAGAUUCUAGUCUUGCUUUGGCAAAGCCAGUAACUAUAAGGUUCCAUGUCUCAGAGUCCUCUCCAUUCACUUGAUGAAACAAAUUUACUGCCAGACUUGCUAAUCCAAAUUUACAAUACAUCGAUAACAAUCCAUGAUAAACCAUCUGAUUCAAAUCAUAAUCUUGCCUCAAAAUAAAGCCAUGAAAAACCUUGCCUUCCAAUAUUCUCAUUGAAUUGCCUAAUGCCAAAAGCACACAACUAAUCACAAUCCCAUCCGGAUGAAUGCCACAAUUCAACAUUUCCAAAAACAUCUGCACGCAUUCGUCGAUAUAUUCAACUCUAGCAUAUAGCCCAAUCAUCAAUGUCCACAACAUCAGAUCCUUAUAGACAAUUUCUGAAAACGAAAGGCGAGCUUCCUCAAGAGCACUGCAUUUAGAAUACAUUGACAGAAGGGACGACUGAAUAGAAUGUGAACAACUCAUUCCUGAUUUUAGUGAUAACCCAUGUAAGCAUUUACCCUCUACCAAAGCACCCAAAUUUCCACAAGCUUGAAGACCACCUUCCACAGUCCGGGAGUUUGGCCUCUCAUCAACCCCACCGUUCUUAUGCAUCUCGCAAAAACAUUCCAACGCCUUCAAACUGUCCUCAUUCUGUACAUACCCAAUCACAAGUGCAGUCCAUGCCACCACAUCCCUCUUCAGAAUUUCAUCAAACACAAGAGAAGCAUCAUCCAUGAAACCACAUUUCGAAUACAUAUACACAAAUGACGACCCAACAGCAGGGUUUGCAUCGAAAAGAUUCAAUUUUGACACAAUACCAUGAAUCUUAAUCCCAUUUUCAACCAACCCAAGCUCCGCACAAGCCGAAACUACCAUAGGCACCGUAAACUGAUCAGGGAAAGUGUUGGAAAUUCGCAUUUGGUCAAAAAAAUCAAGAGCUAAUGAAUAGCUCCCAUUCGAAAAAUGGGCUUUGAUUAUUGAAUUCCAAAGAAAAGGGUCUUUGCAUUGCGUUGAAUUAAAGACUUUGGUUGAGGAGUUAAUAUGGUUCAGUGUAGAGUAGAGUGAAAUGAGCUUUGACGAUAUAAAAAGAUUGUUUCUUUGACCACUUGUAAGGAUGUAUGCGUGUAAUUUUUGAAGGGACUUAAGGUCUAAGAAUUGGCUCGAAAGGAAAGAUUUGAUGCGGUUGUUAACGUUGUCAGAAAUUACGUCAGAAGUUAAGGAAGAAUAGAAGCGAAUGGACCAAGGAAAGAUCUUGAAUUUGUACAUCAGGAUGUGAAGUUCAAGUAAUGAGUAUUCUUGUUGUUUUGGCUGACUAAUAAACCUUAAAAAGGCCGAAAUAGGGAACCUUUUUACUAUUAGUACAGAUUCUACAUCCAAAUAGACGUCUUUUUAAAUAUAUCUGUCAAGUGAGAAACAUUCUCUUAUGAUAAAAAACUGUGGCCUAUGCUUACGUCAAUCUGCCGCCAUAACUUUCAAAGAAAGUUUCGGACUUUAGUUGCUUUGUGUGUUGAUAGGCCUCAUGGGUAUUGUAGGAUUGCCACAAAAUGUGAUCCCACCAUGGAAAAACCGAAGCAUCAGACACCUGUUCGACGAAUUGUCUCAAAGAAGAAACAGUCGAAGUUGAUGAAGAGAGGAAAUGUAGAGCCUAAAGUCUAUAUGAGGGAGACAAUUUGGGGAAUUUCCAAGUUGUUGAGGUAUUACACUUGGGAAUCUGCUCAAGAACAGCUUGAGAAGCUAGCAAUAAAAUGGGAUUCUUACACUGUGAAUCAAGUUCUCAAGACGCAUCCACCAAUGGAGAAGACUUGGUUGUUUUUCAACUGGGCUUCGAGGAAAAAAGGUUUUAAGCAUGAUCAGUAUACUUAUACUACUAUGUUGGAUAUUUUUGGGGAAGCCAGGAGGAUUGAGUCCAUGAAGUAUGUGUUUCAUCAAAUGCAAGAGCAAGGAAUAAAGAUAGAUGUGGUUACUUAUACUUCUCUGCUACAUUGGCUGUCUAAUGAUGGAGAUGUUGAUGGAGCAACUGCUUUGUGGAAAGAGAUGAGAGACAAAGGGUGCCAUCCCACAACUGUCUCCUACACUGCAUACAUGAAGAUCUUGUUUGAUCACAACAGGGUAAGGGAGGCUACUGAGGUGUACAAGGAGAUGAUUCGAGUUGGUUGUUCUCCCAACUGUCAUACCUACACUAUUUUGAUGGAACAUCUUGCAAAUUCCGGAAGAUUCAAAGAAGCCAUGGACAUCUUUAACAAAAUGCAGGUAGCAGGGGUACAACCUGACAAAGCUGCUUGCAACAUUUUGGUCAGCAAAUGUUGCAAAGCCAUGGAAUUAGAGUCGAUGCAGAAAAUUCUUGAAUACAUGAGAGAUAAGACUCUGGUCCUUCGCAUUUCUGUAUAUCGUGAGGCUAUUGAAACUCUGAAGGCUGCUGGAGCAAGUGAUGCACUCCUUAGACAGGUCAAUCGUCAUUUAUCUUGUGAAAAUUUUGACCAGAAAGAAACAGAUAGACAUAUCAAAGAGAUCAUUGAUAUUAAAUCUGCUAUGGAUCGAGCAGUUGUUUUGCACUUUUUGAGUAAGCAAAAUUUUCCAGUUAUUGACAAAUUACUGGAUGAAUUGGCAAAUAAAAAUAUUAAAUUAGAUUCAGGGCUAAUUUCAAUGGUUGUAGAAGUAAGUAGUCAUAAUUGCAGGGAAUCUAGUGCUCUGCUAGCGGUAGAAUACAGUUCGAAAGUAGGUAUAAUGGUUGAAAGAAGUGCAUAUCUGGCUUUAUUCGGUUUGCUUAUAAGAACAAAUAAACUUGCAAAGGUUGUCAAUGUUGUAGAGGAAAUGAUUAGGGCCGGUGUAUCUCCUGGAAGUCAGCAGAGCGCUCUCCUUGUAUAUCGCCUCGGAUUAGCCAGAGAGCUUGAUUUAGCUGCCAAAGUGUUUAGUCUGUUGCCUGAUGAAGAGAAGAAUACUGCUACAUAUACAGCAUUGAUUGCUGCCUUCUUCUCUUCCGGGGAAACUGAAAAAGGUCUCGGAACCUUUGAACUUAUGAGAACUCUAGGAAUCGGCGCUUCACUGGGGACAUAUCGCGUGCUUUUAAACGGCCUUGAAAAAACUGGCCAAAUUGGUAAGCUGGAAACUUACAGGAAGGAGAAGAAAAUCCUGCAAGCCAAAAGCUGUACCCAAAAUGUUUCACCAGAGGAAAAGAUAUGUGAUCUUCUAUUUGCAGGGGAUUUUUUUAGUUAACAUGUUAGAAAACCAGAUAGAUUGUAUGCAUUAGAAAUAUCAUAUCAGAAACAAAAAGCAGCUCAAACUGGUUGGAAUCAACAGUUUGACAGACAUAUUGUUGUGUUCAUCAUG